AUGAUAUUAAACGAAACCACGAAAAGAUCAAGAAGUUCGUGUCAACUACUGAUUGCGGGCCAGGCAAGAGAUAGACACUCAAGAAAGCUGAACAUCCAGAAGUGGAAGAAGCUUUGUACAUGUGAAGCUUAUCUGUCUAUCAUCAAGGAGAAAAAGCUACUAGUGAUGGCUGGCUACAACGAUUCAAAACAAGAUAUUGAAUUCGACUGCUGUCUAUAUCUGGUGAAAAAUUAUCAGCACAACCACAAUUAG
Messenger RNA from Acanthoscelides obtectus, 252 nucleotides. The record is from the annotation of a GenBank genome assembly. NCBI's taxonomy places the organism in Eukaryota, Metazoa, Arthropoda, Insecta, Coleoptera, Chrysomelidae.